Harpegnathos saltator (Jerdon's jumping ant) is the source of this 2357-nucleotide messenger RNA. It is a transcript of the gene Pkc98E, whose product is annotated as Protein kinase C. Lineage: Eukaryota; Metazoa; Arthropoda; Insecta; Hymenoptera; Formicidae. The transcript has 10 exons. The record is from RefSeq and is a predicted model, not a curated record. Gene Ontology annotation, molecular function: ATP binding; diacylglycerol-dependent serine/threonine kinase activity. Gene Ontology annotation, biological process: protein phosphorylation. Bases 21 to 2222 code for a protein of 733 amino acids.
CAGUCUCCGUGAAGAUCACAAUGUUCACGGGCACGAUGAAGAUCGAGAUCUGCGAGGCGAUAGGGCUACGAGCGACUGACAAGCAGCGCAAAUUCUGGCAGGAUGAGCCUAUACUCGACCCGUACGUGCAACUGGACGUCGACGAGAACCACCUGUACCGCUCGUCCACCAAGCCAAAGACCUUCGAUCCUGUGUGGAACGAGUGCUUUAUUCACGAGGUGCAGGAUGCUAUCACGUUGGGCUUCACGGUGUUCCACGACUCGGCACUGCCGCCGGAUUACUUUGUUGCCAAUUGCAGCAUCCCGUUCGAGGAGCUGGUCAGUCGGAACGACAAGACCACUGACUUCUGGGUUGACCUUGAACCUCAGGGAAAAUUGCGAGUAAAGAUAGAUUUGCAAUGGAAUGACCAAGACCGACAGACAAGCUGCGGCAUGGGCGGCGAUGGCGAGGCUAUCGGUGGUAGGGGCAUUGGCAGUAUCGCUACCAGUAAGGAGCCACGGCGGGAAUUCAAAGAAAGACAGGGUUUCAAUCGACGACGAGAUGCGAUGCGACGGAGAGUUCAUCAAGUGAACGGGCAUAAAUUUAUGGCAACUUUCCUGAGGCAACCGACCUUCUGCUCGCACUGCCGCGAAUUCAUCUGGGGCUUGGGCAAGCAAGGCUAUCAGUGUCAAGUGUGCACUUGCGUGGUCCACAAGAGAUGUCACAAGUUGGUGAUAACAAAAUGUCCAGGGAUGAAGGAUGCGGGUAAAGGACCUGGGUUACAGUCAAGUCAGGACACAGAGAGCCCACGCUUCAGUAUAGACAUGCCCCAUCGGUUCGGCCCCCAUAAUUACAAGAGAUUUACAUUUUGCGACCACUGCGGAUCCUUGUUGUACGGUUUAUUCAAGCAAGGUUUACAAUGCGAAGCCUGCAACAUGAACGUUCACAAACGGUGCCAGAAGAAUGUACCGAACAGCUGCGGUAUCAAUACCAAGGCCAUGGCCGAGAUCCUGAAGACGAUAAACAUCUCCGCGGACAAGCAUGUGAAAACCGCGAAAAUUAAUUACAGAAUAUCCGCAGGCUCGUCGGCGUCCGCGGUCACAGACGACCACCUGACCGCGGAUAAUUUGCAAGCGAGCCAGAAAGCAUUAGAAACACCAAUCAACGCCAAUGAGAAUGCGGUACCGGUGAACGGCAGUGAACAGAGAAAAUUCGGUAUAGAUGAUUUUAAUUUUAUCAAAGUCCUGGGUAAGGGCAGUUUCGGUAAAGUGAUGCUAGUGGAACGAAAGGCUAACCCCGACGAAGUCUACGCCGUGAAGAUCUUGAGGAAAAGCGUUAUCCUGCAAGACGACGACGUGGACUGCACGAUGACGGAGAAGAGGAUCUUGGCCUUGGCGGCGAGGCACCCUUUUCUAACGGCCAUCCACAGUUGCUUCCAAACGACCGACAGACUCUUCUUCGUCAUGGAAUACGUGAAUGGAGGUGAUCUGAUGUUCCACAUUCAGAAGGCUCGGAAGUUCGACGAGGCAAGGGCGUGCUUUUACGCGGCGGAGGUGACACUCGCGCUUCAGUUUCUGCACAAAAAUCACGUUAUAUACCGCGAUCUGAAGUUGGACAACAUACUGUUGGAUCAAGAGGGACACUGCAAACUGGCGGACUUCGGGAUGUGCAAAGAGAACAUAAUCGAGGGACAGACAACGACGACAACAUUCUGCGGCACGCCAGACUACAUCGCUCCUGAGAUACUUCAGGAAAUACAGUACGGCGCUAGCGUUGAUUGGUGGGCCCUCGGUGUUCUCAUGUACGAGAUGAUGGCCGGACAGCCGCCGUUCGAGGCCGAGAACGAGGACGAGCUGUUCGAAUCGAUCUUACGGGACGACGUAUUGUAUCCAGUGUGGAUCACUAAAGAAGCGGUGUCCAUAUUGAAGGGUUUCAUGACUAAGAAUCCUGCCAAGCGAUUAGGUUGCGUCGCAUCCCAAGGCGGAGAAGACGCUAUUAAGGUCCAUCCAUUUUUUCAACACAUGGAUUGGGAAGCGCUCGAGGCGCGCAGGUUAAAGCCACCAAUUAGACCUAAAAUUAAAAACGAAAAAGACGCCAUGAACUUUGACACAGAAUUCACAAAGGAGGACCCCGUGUUAACGCCGGAAGAAUCGGAGGACGUGAACUACAUUAACCAAGAAGAAUUCCGUGGCUUCUCCAUGGUCAACAAGGACUUCAAUCCAGCCAGGUGGCGAAUGCGCUAAGUCGCGAAGCUGGAAACCUGCGUUUUUGAAGCUGCUCGACGUCUCCUUUGGCGUCCUUACGUCCGAUUCGGAGAUGAUUUUGUCCAUUGCAGAUGGAAGUUUUCGACAUGCGAGACGUAUAUUGGCGGCGAUCCG